GGUGGCCUGCGAGUACGGGAUGGUGCGUGUGGUCUCCGAGGCCGGGGGCCCCCGAGGCAGGGACUACUGCAUCCUCUACAACCCGCAGUGGGCCCACCUGCCCCACGAUCUCAGCAAGGCGUCUCUCCUACAGCUGCGCAACUGGACGGCCUCCCUGCUCUGCUCUCCCGCCGACCUCCCUGCCAGUGGCUUCAGCAAGGCAGCGGGGCGCGCGGGCUGCUCAUCGCCAGCAGGGAGAAGCUGGUGCCCCCUGGGGGCAACAAGACGCAGUACGAGGAGAUCGGCAUCCCGGUGGCCCUGCUCAGCCACAAGGACAUGCUGGACAUCUUCAGGAGCUUCGGCCAGGCGGUGAGGGUGGCGCUGUAUGCACCCAGCGAGCCGGUGCUGGACUACAACAUGGUCAUCAUCUUCCUCAUGGCGGGGGGGCUACUGGGCCGGCAGCCGGGACGUGAAGAAAAGGUACAUGAAGCACAAGCGCGAUGACGGGCCCGAGAAGCAGGAGGACGAGGCGGUGGACGUGACGCCGGUCAUGAUCUGCGUGUUCGUGGUCAUGUGCUGCUCCAUGCUGGUGCUGCUCUACUACUUCUACGACCACCUGGUCUACGUCAUCAUCGGGAUUUUCUGCCUGGCUUCCUCCACCGGCCUCUACAGCUGCCUGGCGCCCCUGGUCCGGAGGCUGCCCCUUUGUGCGUGCAGGGUGCCGGACAACAGCCUGCCCUACUUCCAUAAGCGCCCGCAGGUCCGCAUGCUGCUGCUGGCGCUGUGCUGUGUGGCCCUCAGCGUGCUGUGGGGCGUCUUCCGCAACGAGGACCAGUGGGCCUGGGUCCUGCAGGACGCCCUGGGCAUCGCCUUCUGCCUCUACAUGCUCAAGACCAUCCGCCUCCCCACGUUCAAGACAGCAUCAUGGUGGAGGUGGCCACGGGGCCCUCGGACUCGGCCACCCACGAGAAGCUGCCCAUGGUCCUGAAGGUGCCCAGGCUGAACUCCUCACCACUGGCGCUGUGUGACCGGCCCUUCUCCCUCCUGGGCUUUGGGGACAUCUUGGUGCCAGGGCUGCUGGUGGCCUACUGCCACCGCUUCGACAUCCAGGUGCAGUCGUCCAGGGUCUACUUCGUGGCCUGCACCAUCGCCUACGGCAUCGGCCUCCUGGUGACCUUCGUGGCCCUGGCCCUCAUGCGGCGCGGCCAGCCCGCCCUGCUCUACCUGGUGCCCUGCACGCUGGUGACAAGCUGCGCGGUGGCCCUGUGGCGGCGCGAGCUGGGCGCCUUCUGGACGGGCAGCGGCUUUGCGGUGAAUACCGGUUUGCUCUGAGUCUGCCGGCGCUAACCCUGGCCUUGCGUUCCAGUGGAGUUCGGCUGCGCGGACGCCGGGCGCGGUCAUGCCCUGCACAUCAGUGCUCAGCCCGUCGGCAUCCGCCUCCACCUGCCAGCAGGACAGAGGAAGCUCCCGCCCGAGGCCUCCUCCGAGUGGCCCUCCUUACCCCGCAGCUGUGAGGCUGCUGGCAUGCUCAGACCCGGGCUUUGAACCCUGGUGUGGGCGUGGUCCUGGCCGACCUCUGAGCCGGACCCUCUCCGUUCCCAGGAGCAGGUGUCCAUCCCUGCUGCCCCCCAGCAGCCUCUCCAUGUAGAGCCAGGUCGAUUCUAGAACGUUCUAGGGGCUGAGACCACAGUGUGCUGACCACAGUGUGAGUCUUUAAGGGCUUCCACGACCUCUGGCUCCCACUCCCACUCCGGGAGGCCUGUUUCCCUCGCGGCCCCACGUGCCUGGCCAGCGCCCUCCUGGUGGUGCAGGCGCUGCCUCUGGGACGCAGUCCCUGGGACCAUAGUCCGGGCACCGCUGCAGUGCCGCAGUGCCCCCGUGUGACGGCGGCCUGUCCUUGCAGAAAGACCUACCUCAGCCUCCGUGGGCCACUCCCGCCGGCGACCCGCAGCCUCCGCAGCCGCCGCCGAAGGAAGCAGGCACGCCCCCGGCCCAGCGGGGCGAGACACCAGCACGGGGACUUGGGGACUCAGGGCCUCCGACGCCGUCAGCCCCGCGUACCCUGGGGGGACGAUGGCCCCCGACCGCUCUGCCGGCUCCGUAGGAGCUGGGCGAGGGCGGCUGGACCUCGGUCUCCCGACCCUGCGGCGGCCACCUGCCUCCCACUGCACUGAGCGCGCCUUAACCCCAGCACGGGGCGGCGGCACUGCCCGACGUCGGACGUUCGCCUCGCUUGGGUCUGGGCCUGACGAUUAAACGUAGCUUUUCAUACUCCC
This is a messenger RNA of Tupaia belangeri chinensis (Chinese tree shrew), 2255 nucleotides long. RefSeq names its product signal peptide peptidase like 2B (gene SPPL2B). Gene Ontology annotation, molecular function: aspartic endopeptidase activity, intramembrane cleaving. The record is from RefSeq and is a predicted model, not a curated record. Gene Ontology annotation, biological process: membrane protein proteolysis. NCBI's taxonomy places the organism in Eukaryota, Metazoa, Chordata, Mammalia, Scandentia, Tupaiidae. Gene Ontology annotation, cellular component: Golgi-associated vesicle membrane; lysosomal membrane; cytoplasmic side of endoplasmic reticulum membrane.